GUUCAACCAAGCUACUUCGCGGAAUCGGAACUCUUUCUGCCCUAUUUUGUAGCCUGAACAAAAAUGUCUUCGCGAAGGUAAUUAACCCAGUUUUCGUUAAACUUAGGAGUUACUAAGUCAUUCCUUUAACAUAUAUGCUUUUUGUUUUGGAUUUUAGGUGGUUUCACUCGCAUAUUUCUGGUUAUAAUGCAGAGAAGUUGUUGUUAGAGAGAGGUUUCGAUGGAAGCUAUCUUGUUCGUCCAAGCGAGAGUAACCCUGGAGACUUUACUCUGUCAGUCAGGUAAUUGCAACUAGAUUAUAAGGAAGACAACCAUGGUCUAGGCAGAAAGGUUUAAAAUCUACCUCCUCUUACAGAUCGACAGAUCUACCCGAGAAAACAUUUAUAUUGGCGCGAACGUACAUGUAUACAACCAGAAGAUUACUUUAAGAACGACCGAUUCUAAUUUAUUUUAGAGUCUGCUACCUUAAUCUUAAUUAAUAGUUAUCCAACACCUCAGUUCCAACUUUGAAUCACUGUAUUUAUAAAUAUUUCUUAAACAAUAGAAAACUUUUUCCGUGUUUCCACGGCCUGAUAUUAACGCGUACGAAGGGGUGGAGGGCUGGAAUGGUAAAUGGAACGGGGGAAUGGUGGAAUGGUGGAACAGCGGAACGGCGGAAAAUCAACCAAAACCCUAAAACGCGGAAAGGCGGAGAUUCGAUCCAUAGCCUUAAAAGCGGGUGGCCAAAAAAAAAUUGUAAAGAAAGGUGAUAUGAAAAAAUGAGACAUUGAUUUAAUUUGUUCUCCUUCUUGUUUGAAAAUAUUGCUGUACCAACCAACAGCGUCCAGAAUCAUCUGGCAGUUCCAAAUUUGUUGAUUUGUUAAUGUGAAUAUGAUCAAAUGCAGGUUUGUGUAACUGUCUCGAAUUCUCCCAACACCCUCUGGUGUUUACAUCAGGCUAUGCAAACACCAAAAUGGUCUUCUAUUGCCUAAUUAAUAUUACAGACAUUACUGAAGAACCAAACUUUGUUUUACACUUCCAUUUCCAACCAGGACUGAUAGAGUUCUUGUUCAGUACAGUAAAAACUCAUGUGUAAGAACCUACAUAUUUUUGAAGUCUGUCAGAAAGGUUCUUGUAUUUUGGGAUAGUUUAAGUAGCAAAUUACGCUAAGAAAGUUUUCAUUCAUUAUGUAUACGGCAGGGGGAAGGGCAGAGGAUAAUUUUUAAAGGAGCAAAAAUUUUUCAUAUCCCUCCCACAUCAUACAGAAUUUUUUGACAUCCUCCCCUCAUGACCAAAAGAAAAAAUGAAAAAAAAUGGUUAAUUGUGAUGAUAAUGAUGGUGAUGAUGAUGAUGAUGAUAAAGAGACAAUCUGUGACAUUAUUAUUUAAAGCAGGAGAAAAGUAAAGGUGAUAAUGAUAAUGUAGAUAAAACUUGUUACUGCACAAAGUAAAGGACAUUAGAAAAUCAGGAACUUCUCUUAUGUAGUGGUUCAUCAAUAACAUUACAAUACUAAAUCUUUCAAUGGCAUCUCCCCCUUCCUGCCUUCAGAAAUUUUUACCAUCCUUCCUUUUCCCGUCAUAAAAUUUUAAGAUCCCCCCCAAAAAUUCCCCCUUGGUAUAUAUAAUGAAUACGGCCUAGGAUACUGAUAAUUAUUCAUUCUCGUCCCAAGAGCCUGUCAUUUCUUUUGGUCACGUGGUCUUGAAAUGAGGGGCUCUGGAAGUAGCCGUUAAAAAAUUUUCUUACUUCCGGUUGUGCAUGUGUACAAGUUAUAAAUAUCACUGCGCAUGUUCCUAACAGAUUUUUGACACUUACGGGGUCCACUGGGGGAGAUAUUUUACUUCCUGAGCUCUCCCCGGAGAGUUGCUACUUUAGGAUGUUUUGAAAAUUAUAUACAGACGACACUGAUCAGCUUAGUUUGCUCAACUUGGAUUCACUUAUAAUUUAGAGUUACAGUUUUACAACUUCAACUAGGGCCACCUGAGGACUUUCAGCCAAUCAGAAGCCUCUCUUUUAACAAAGAACUGGGUAUACGGACCUCAUCGGGAAGUGUCCUAUUUUCUAUUGGUUAGUUUCGAUCCUAAAUGUUUUUGCCAUCUAGAAUGGUGUGUCGUAUACACUUACCCAUCUUUCUUGUGUGGCUGCCUUCUCUAAAAUAUACAUAUAUAUAUAAAGAGUAGACACACUGAAUUCUGCAAAGCUGAUCGUACUACACGAAAACUAACUUUGCAAGACAUCAACACGACACCGAAAGAACCAAAAACAGAGUGGGGUCGUAGCAGUAGACAGCUGCUUGCCCUUUUUUGGGGCUCGUCAGUACGGCGCAAUGAACAGAGAGGCUCUGCCAUAAAAUUCCUGCACACUCUGUUAUGAAGCCCUGACAUGAACUCAGAGGGCAACCAACCUUAGAAACAUGGGCAAAACCAUGCAAAAAUGAACAGCAGUUUAAAUGUCAAUUUAUUAUAUAUAUAACUAUGAAUAUUUUUUAGGGCAGCUCCAAAUUAACCAAACAGGUGUCAAAAACCAUUUGACACACUUCUGACAUACAGUCGAACCUCCACUGACGGCCACCCCUAUACAACGGCCACUUUCUUCUGUCCCCAAGGUGGCCGCUGUAGAGAGGGUCAUCUGUAUUUGGAAAAAUUUGGUUGUUGGGUGCCUUGCCCCUGAAUAUCGUACACUUAAUUGUUUUCUUAUUUUAUCUGCUGGUGUCUUUGUGUCAGAGUGAUUGUGGAAAGACUACCGAUUAAGAGGUCAAUGUUAUUUCUAAAUCAAGCACCUUAUCAGUAAAUCACUUACUCAAAAGGCUUUUUUUACCCACCUCUUCAAUUAUCUUUGCUUAGUAGAUUUGACUGUUGUUGCCACCCAACAAAGUUUUUGUCAUCUUUUUGAUAUAAUUUCUACUAAAUACUUUUGCUAACUGUAAUUGGUUUCAUAUGAUACAGAACCAAUCAAAAUCCAAGAUUUUCUGAAGGAGGAGUCAUGCAUUGCAUUUAAACGAGCUGCCUUGGAUAAUUUAUCAAAAUUUAAACCGGCGGAACUACCACCAAACCGAGUGAAACGUAAAAAUAAUUGCUCAAAACAUUACAAGACGAUAUGUGUAACACAGCAAAUACAAAAAAGGGCAUGAAUGGACAAACUGAAGAAGGAUUGAAACGGAUUACAACUGUCGUUUUUGAAAAUUUGUUUGCGUAAGAGUUUUUCAGAGUUCGUUUUGUUGUUUUUAGCGGAGCUCUCGCGCGCGAAGCGCGCAGCGGAGCGCCAUGAAUAAGAAAAUGUGGUAAUCUACCCAUCCGAGAAAAUUUGGUAAUCACGUGACCGUACACCGACCGCCCGAGAGACCUUCCGUGCGUUGCACAGGCAUACCAAUGUAAAAUAACUCAACCAACUGGUAUGGCAAUCCAAAUGCAACUCGAGUUUAUUUUGGCGCGAAAUCGCAUAGCCACCCGCGUCUUGUAAAACAGAAGCAGCUAAACAGUCAAUAAAGACGAAAACGUAAAGCGGAAAUUGUUUCUGUAUCCUUGUUGUCUAAAGUAUUAAGCUUAGAUUAAUUGUCAUGUCCACAAAUUUGGAACAUAGAGCAAGAGAAAGACAGAGAAAAAGAGAGAGUAGGCGGCAGGCCAGCGAAACUCAACGAGAAAAAGGGCGACAGAGAUCUAGAGUGAGAGAGAAAAAAUAAAGGAGAAAUUUUUUGUUGGAAGAACAACGUGAAAAUUUUUUAGCGGUAGUGACAAAAUGAGAAAUGCUAGUGGCCACCAAUGCAAGGAAAAAAUCAGCGGCAGUGAAAAAAAUGUGAAUGAGAACGCGUACCACAUUUCCUCCAUAAAAAGGCUUCUGGAAGUUUCGCGUGGUAGUCAUGGAAAACAACGGCAAAGAAAUGUACGAAAAAAGUGUGCUGCUCUACUGUCGCAAUUUGUAAUAAUCACCGCACUUUGUAAUACCUGUCGCAAUUUUUAAUAAAUUCAUCGCACUUUGUAAUAAAAAAGCUGACGCAAUUUGUAAUAACUGACCAUCGCACUUUGUAAUAAACUAAAAUGUCGCAAUUUGUUAUAAUUCCAUCGCACUUUGUUAUAAACUUAAAUUAUUUUCUUUAGUCAAACAUGCAUGUCUUCCGUUAUAAAUUUUUCUGCCUUAAUUAAUCACGUGACCAACGAGAAUCACUUUUAUGAAAGACAUGAAACUUCCUGUGACAUGUGACCAAAAAAAAGAUAUGAAUCAUUUCAUAUAUUUGAAUUCAAAAAUAUUUAAAUAACAAAAGCAACAUUUAACAACAGAAAAUUCAUGAAUAACCUGGCGUUCGUCGUCUCAAUCCAUGUUUGCUUGCCACGUGACAGGUGAAGUCUUCGGGGUGGGAGGGGGGAUAAUCCCAUAUACAUGUAAAGGCUAGGUAGGUAAGUGCCGCUGAGGAUCUCGAACCUUAAAUAGGGUAUCAUUUUUUACCUUGUUGGCUUUGUGUCUUUGGUUUGAUCCUUAGAUCGGGUAACUUAUACAGUAAUGGAUGGUUUGGUUUAUUAUCCUUUGCAUUUUGUGGAAAAAAAAAAUAAUCGUGAACACGCUCGGAAGAAUUGCAAGGUCUUGUGAGCUGUACUCAGGGAAGGAGAAUUUUUUACUAUCCCCACGGUAUUUGCUUUACAGGGCUCCAUAGAAAAAAAUUGUUUUCAUUAAGAUGGAACGAUACUCCUUUUGUUCCUAUAUGAGACCAAAUCAAGAGAGAAUAAUGGACCAAAUGGUCAGCCGGCUCAGUGUAUGACCUCAAGUGAGUUUUAUAAAAACAGGUACAUACAAAGGUAUUGGCCAGCGACUAAUUGGACAUUACAUUUUGAAUUUUUACAGGCCUCGUCUGAUUAAGUUGGCCAAAAUAUGGCAGCCACUAUUGCUUCUUUUAAGAUUUCGCGUUAGACAAGGACGGUUGUGUCGACCUGUUAUAAGAUCUUAAAAGGAAAGCUUUCCUGGUGUCCUUAUUUGAAUGAUGUAAGGAUGGAUGUUACGAUUUGUGAAAAUUAAAUGCCUUUUAAUAAUAGCUCGUUUGUGUCUAGAUUCUGUACUCUGACAACGCUGUGUCUAGCGGCACAUCCCCGCAUUGGCCAUAUAAGGGAGUUCGCCCCCCCAGGUAACCAUUGCAUGCAAACCAUCUAGUACAAUAGCAAGGUUUAAGAAUACAGAAUUUCGUACGUCAGAAGUUGCGUGCUUGCCGACGUCAUCAUCUUAGUUUACAAAGUAGCAUUCAUAUUUUGGCAUUAUAUUUAUAAUGUUGACGAAGUAAGCUGAAUCACUCCCAAAAAAUUAUUACAAAGUGCGAUGGAAUUAUUACAAAUUGCGACAGCUUAGUUUAUUACAAAGUGCGAGGGACGGUUAUUACAAAUUGCAACAGCUUUUUUAUUACAAAGUGCGAUGAAUUACAAAUUGCGACAGGUAUUACAAACUGCGAUGAUUAUUAUAAAAUGUGACAGCACAGCUGCACGUGCAAAGUUUUUUUUGCUAAUUAAACCUAUUGUUGUUUUUCACCGUUCUCCGGCGUUGCCUUCGCUGCUUAGCAUUACACGAUUUUAUAUUUUGUUUCAGAAAUUGUAAAUGCCGAGACUAGGAAUGCGAUCGAAGAACUUGAACUACUUGCAAAAUAGGACAUCACGACUUUACCACAUUUGACGCACGUAUAAGAAAUGUAAAAUGUAAAAAUGUAAAUGUAAAAAUAAAAAAUGUUCUAACUUCUAUUAUAACAUGUCUUAUUUUGCAAGUAGUUCAAGUUAUCUUGUUUGAACAAACUAUAAAUAUUAUCGAGAACUUUGCUUUUAGUCCCGGCUAAAUCUACCAAUACGGUAUUAACGUUUGAUUGAAUGCUUGAGAGACAUAUUUGUCUAGCAGGAAGCUCUGUCAUUCACGAGUAAUUUCUCAAGUUCCAUAGCGAAUAAGGACAUGGCAUUAUAAACAAAAUGAAUUAGUCACCUGUGACACAGCCUUUUAAAUGAUUUCAGUUCUACGACGUUGAAAUUAAAUUGCGUGACUUUUGAGAUUUCGAUUGGUUGCAUGACAUGGAGCCCAUCAAAAAUCUUAAAAAAUUGUGAAGAACGUCCGGUGAUGUCCUAAACUUGGUCGUGUGGCACAUGUAGAGCAGUUUCCAUUGUAAGAGAUAACAGGGAAAUAUGCAUGAUGAUGAUGAUAGUAGAAGUAAAUUUCUGUAAUGGUUUUUUUGCUUUCACUUGCAGACGAGGUGGUGAGGUCACGCACAUAAAAAUUCAAAACACAGGAGAUUUUUAUGACCUGUAUGGGGGAGAGAAAUUUGCUACUCUGUCAGAGCUGAUACUGUUUUAUACUGAUAAUCCUGAGAAAUUGAGGGAAAAGAAUGGUCAAGUUAUUGAACUGAAAUACGCAUUGAAUUCUACGGAUCCCACCUCUGAAAGGUUAGUAGCAGGUUUGUUUUUUGGUUUUGGUUUUACUGAACAGCACUUACUGUCAGUUAUUAUCUGUCGGCAUACACUUACCUGUUUAAACUCAAAACAGCAACUAUUUUGUCUUUAUUUUUAUUUUAAUAAGGAUGUAACUUAAAGUUAUCUUACACUUGUAUAACUAUUCCUACAAACUAUAGUAAAUGCCUAAUAGGACUCAGUCCAUAAAUGUAAUGAAUACAUAGGAGGCAAUGAACGGUUACGUUAGAACGGAGGACUUGAAAUCCGGAGGCCCCAAGUUCAAGUACCGAACUGGGCCGGGUUUUUCAAAGCUGGGUUAAGAUAACCCAGGGUUAGUGCGAAAUUUGAAUUCAGAUAUGGAAGCUUUAAAAGUAAAUUCAGUUUAAUCCUUUUUAGACUGCGAGCAGUCUCUCUUUCUCCCAUCUCGCGCCUUCAGUCACGCGCGUGGUCAUUUGCGUGUCUUGGGCGUUUUGCUCGACAGACCAAGAAAAAAGAGAGACUACUCGUAGUCUAAAUCCUUUUUGUCAACAAGUUGACGAUUGGAUGCUCUUAAAAAUAACAGAGAAAAUGAUCCGAGAAAAUGCUUUGAACAAAAGAAAAAAACCCAGGUUAAAUUUAACCCUGGGUUAAGCGCUAAUCGGCCUUCGAUCAACUGGGUCCUGACCCCUAGCUGGAUUAGUUCUCGGUAGUCCACAGGCAGCCCAAGCUCGGUGAAUAAAUUACCGCGAGUUUUGAUACUGGUUUACAUAUUACGGACGACUGAAAUUUGGUUUUAUUAUUGUAUUUUAAAAUUUUUGAAUGAUCUUGGUUAAACUUAUCAGUGUCACUUUCGCCUUAGUUUUGAAAUAAAGCCAUUUUUCAACAGAUGAAUGUCUUCUUUUGCCUAUCAUUUAAAAAAUGUAUAACAAAACAAUUAUUGAAUUCGGUUUUCGCAUGAUAUCAUGAAUUAUCAAAACCUCGUGUCUGUAUUAUCUGCCUCAGCCUUCGGCUUCGGCAGAUAACACAGACCUCGGUUUUGAUAAUUCAUGAUAUCAUGCUCAACCUCAUCCACUAAUUGUUUAAUAUAGUUGUUAUAACGUAGAAAUAAUGGCAUAAAUAUGGAAAUAAAUUUUACCUACGUAAACUUGAUCCUGUUAUUGCUUUUUCUGUAUAAGGUGGGCUAUAUUCAUCGCCAUUUUCUACGGUUUUGUGGCUAGUUGUUUGUUCGGUUUUGUUUUCCUACAUACAGCGAAGCAAGAGAGUUUACUGUGUGCAGCCUAAACUCACAAAUCUCUCCCGCGUCAAAGCACAGCGCAAAGAUUCAGCAGAUUAACACCACGAGUUGUACAUAAAACCUGUUAUUUGUUCCUACUGUGUGCAAGCUAGUGGUUGUACCCGGGGGGGGGGGGAAGGGACUGGGUACUCAACAAAUGUUUAUACGGGGAGGCUCCGCCACAAGGUCUAAACCCUUACCCUUUUAUAUACCAUUUUUUAAAGAAAAAGGUACCCCUUUCGUAUAUCUUCUAUUGACAAAUGGUACCCCUUUCACUUACCUUGUUUAGAACUUUGUGUUCCUUUUAACUGCUGUAGAUGCACUGUCUUUUAAAUAGAAAUCAGUCACAAAAAUAGAACGUUUUCUCAACUUUAUAAAGCCAUAAAACUCAUCUGUUAGCCCUUUUGGGCCCUUUUACAGACCCAAAUGACAGAUUUUCCUACCCUUUUAUAUACUUCAACUAGUGAAAUCCCUAACCUUUCAUAUACCUGAAGCCUGAAGAAGAUGCCCCUUUCGGUCGAAGCCUCCCCGUAUAGGCCAUCAUAGGAAGUACCCCCUGGAGGUUGUACGUUUCUAACUUAUCUUUAUAUUUUGCUGGCUAGAUGGUUUCAUGGAAACAUGCCCAGUAAAGAGGCAGAGGUAAUGAUGCAGGACAAGGGCGAGGAUGGAUCUUUCCUGGUAAGAGAAAGCCAGAGCAAACCAGGAGACUUUGUUCUUACAGUCAGGUGAGCUUUUUAAUGAUUUUACCGUUGCCUUGUUUGUUUUGAUCUUCAUCAUAGCGUCUUUUACUUUGAUGUGCUAUAAAGCACAUGAAGUUUCCGAGUAUAUGUACAAUGUAAAACAGAUUAAAUACUUUCUGUUGCAAUUAGUUGCAGGUUCACCUAUUUUCUGCCAUUAAAUAACUGAACUAAAAACUGUCUCUGAAUAAAGACGAAUAGGAAAGAAUUUGGCACAAGCCUAAAACAUUGGUUCUAUAGGGUUCUUUGGAAAAAUCAAUCACGAACCAUUGAUUAUGUUUUUCUCAUGCUUUGAAGAAUGAACUGUAAUAGUGAAAAGCCAUUUGUGCAUCAGCAGGUGUUAAUUUGUUGUCGUUAUUUUGCAUACAUGUACACUUGGGAUUCAAUUCAUAUGAUGCUGCCCUUUUUACUGAUGUGGUUAACGUAGACUGUAAGGCCUAGGGCAAACGUCGAACUUUUCAUGAGAUGAACCAAACUUACUGUUAGUGAGUUAAGUUCAUAAAAAGUUCGACGUCUGUCUCAGUUAAGUUCGUCUAAAUGAGUUUGGAUCGUCCAACGCGCUCAACACGUUCCAUCCGUCUGCUUCAGACGGAUUUAACGUCUGAAGAUCGUCUCCGGGACAAACGACGAUCUUCACAUGCGACGAACUAAACUGAUAAAAUAAAUUAAAAAAUUGUAUGGUAAUGUAUAUUUAGCCUCGUUCGGAAGAAAAUUUAUUACUGAUGUGAUUCAUGAUCAGUUGAUUGAUUCGACGUGUCCUAAGUCCGACGUCUGAUCCAACAGACUUAAAUUAAGUCGACCGAAAUUAGAGUUUGGUUCGUCUCAUGAAAAGUUCGACAUUUGGUCUAGGCCUAAUAGUUAAAUUUUUGUGCUGAAAAUCACGUAAAAACCAUUAGGCUAUCAUGUAAGUUCAGUCAUGGAGCCUCAUCUUUAAUUACAUGGUUAGUACAACCUGUAAUACAACCUGUAAAAGUACAGGUAACUACUCGGGAGACGUAGGUGGAAGGUGAGAGGACCCCAAAAACUUUUUUGUUUUAAUCAGCCAAAAAUGUGAAAUUUCCCCUACACUACUGGUAACGAUCCCUUGCUGGGUAUUAAUACUAAAAAGCUGAUUUAAUUUCUGGGUGUGCAGGUUUGACUAAACCCUGAACCCUAACCCUAAUACUAACAACUACAGUUGCACCCACAACUGUAUCUACAAAUUAAACCCACCACUGUUGUGACAACAGGAGUAUGCAUUAACAUUUUUCCGUUGUUAACUAAAUCAGAUUAGAGGACAAAAUUACUCAUGUCAUGAUACGCCAUUGCGUGGAAGAUGGUAAAUAUGGUGUUGGUAGAGAGAAAUUUGACGAUCUGACUAAUCUGGUGGAGCAUUAUAGGAAAAACCCCAUGAUGGAACAAUCUGGCACUGUUGUGCAGCUUAAAACAGUAAGAUGUAUAAAGAUGUUUCUCUUAUAAUAAUCAGUGAUAAUUUAGCCUCUCCCCCAUACCUGGAGAACAGUUUGUUUCUACCCGGCUGAUUUUUUGCUUCCCCGGUCACUUUCUAUCAUGACUUCUACGAGACCAGUGUAUUUCAUUGUUCAAAAUUGUUCAAAAGAAGCAAAACUAAAAAAAAAUUACCAUUGACAAAAACAAGGUCAGGUCAUCAAUCUCGCAUAAAAAAGUAUAAAUCACCUGUUCUUCUCGCUCCCGGGGGGGUACUGCCAUAUAUGGGCUAUAUAGGAAUGUUUAAUUAUUUUUCCUGGGCAAACCUAGUGGAGAUUUUAAAGUAAUAAUAUUGAUGAUUAAGACGAUGUACAAAAGGCAAGUUUAAAUUUCGCCAGUGGGUUACUGGAAGGUGUUUGGCGUAAACUAGUACAGUUUGUGGUGUACUGUGUGUUAGUUGUCAUGAUGUCAACUAACAUUGAAAAAAAUUCAGCUGUUUCACAGGAGACGGGACAUGUCUUGACAGCCUAAUAUGAUUAUUUCUGGCCGUAAGCUUGGCCAGUAGAUCAAGAGCCCUUGAAAUUCCUUUUCCAAAAUAAAACUCCGGACUUAAGCUUAAAAUAUAUAUUGAUCCAAGUGCAUGAUCAGCAGGCUCAGCAGUAAGAAUGACGGCAAACAGGCCAAAAGGAAAAAUAGUGUUGAAAAACAAAGACUAGACAGAAAAAAAAGCGGUACAAAGAAACAGAAAACAGCGUCGCCGGGAGCCGAACCCGGUUGAUCUGCACGUGCAAUCAACUCCUUGACCACUGCACCACAGUGACACACUUGAUUUGAAAAUUUAAUUUUGUCAUAUCAAAACAUUUUUUCUCUGCCAUAGACGCUGUUUGAAGCUGGUGGAGCUGUAUUUAUCAUGAAUUCAAAUAUACAUUUAAGGGGAAAAUUAGCUUAAGCGCGUAUUUCAAAGCUAUUUGGCAUUAUUUGGGGUUGAACGGGCCGACUCGAUGAAGAUAAUCGAUCGAACAACCUUUCUGAAUAUGGUGGAGAAUUAGGAGAUCAACAGAGGCCUACACUCGAAAGGAUUGAUAUGAAGUUAGGCCCGUAGAACUACCAAAAGAAUAGAUGAAAUAUAAACAUGUGUGAUCUGUGAAUGGAACCUCCUAUUCUGGAGACUGGACCUUGCCUAUUUUAGAGAAAAUAAGGAUUUAUGCUUUAAUGACCUUGCCAGUCCCGUGAAAUAGACGGCGAUCCCGCAUCACGGCCCGCAAAACAAAUAAACAAAAUUAUACAAUUACGGACACAAAAUAUAAAAACGGUUUACACAAGCAGAUUAUAGCAACACCAAAGCUCACAUACAUUCGAUAAAAUUAGCGAUAUAUAGCGAUAUCUGCCAGCUUCUUAGCUUUUCCUCGAACUCGCUCGUCCUAAUAACUGUCGUAUCCCUUGCUAAUUUGCACAAGCGACUCGAGGCUCUUGCCCGUUACUAUGUGACGUCAUACUGGCAGGCGGAGUGGCUCAAGAAACUUUGGUGGAAAACAAUAGAGUUACCUUCCCUCCCCCCUGACUCAGCCUAAAAGCUACUCUAGGAUAGGGGGAUUUUUUGCAAGGGGACCUUUUUCAUUCUUGUUCUUUCUGAACUGAAUUUAAUUAAAGAUAAAUUUGACGCGUUCGGAAGAAAGAAGUCAAACAAAUGAGCAAGAUAUUGCGGUAUCUUUUGAAGGAGCUCAGUAUCAGCCGAACUGAUAUCAGUCUCCUUUGACCGCUCCUUGCCUGCAGAGAACGCAAAUUUCAAGAGUCAACAAGCAGCCACCAUUUUCAAAUCAAAUGAUAAUUUUGCAAAAUGUUUGUAUAAAAAUAUCGAGGGGUGAAUAAUAUUAAAAGUUUUUGCAAAAGCGUUCUUUGGCUAAGGAUAUUAAAAGACACAAGCUUUCGAGCGCCUGAACUCCAGGCUUAAACGGCUGAGAUGAUGAAAGAAUAUAAAAAAAAUAAAAUAUUGUGUGUUAGAACAACAAUACAAUAGAACAAAGUUAUGGAAGAAUAGAUAUAUUGUCCUGGGAUUAAAAGAGAGUUACCGUAAAUGCGAUUAAGCGCCAAGGUGCUUAUUUCAUUUUUCCCGUUAUAGGUGAGGCGCUUAUACGAGAGCGGCGCUUAUUUCAACAAUUAUUAUACACUGAUAUUUCCUUAUUUAAACUAUGCAGUCGUAGUGUGGGGAAAUACUUAUCCAUUAAAUUUAAAAAAGUCCUGUAGUAGUAUAGGAGGGAUGUUUUACUCCUCUUUUUUGGGGAGGAUUCUGAUUAAGGUGGGGAGGAAUACAUUAACACCAAUGACGUCAUAACCUUUUGUCUUGAUCUCAUGAAUAAAAUGCUGUGGUAUCUCAUUAACUUGCGGUGGAAUCUCACUGUCUGAGGAGUAAAGUCAAACUUGUCUGUGACUUAAAAUCACGGAGGCGUAAUGUAAUUAUGCAAGUCCUAUUUCCUGCUGCUGUGAUUGUCCUAGUUCCGGUUCACUGACUUUUGGCGGGCAAAUCGUGCAUAUUAAUGAGGGCAAAGACAAACUAGCUCUUGUCCUAUUUGCUGCUGCUGUGAUUGUCCUAGUUCCGGUUCACUGACUUUUGGCGGGCAAAUCGUGCAUAUUAAUGAGGGCAAAGACAAACUAGCUAUUUUUACACUGCGCACAAUGUUUCAAUUUUAUUUCCCUCCUCAAUUUUUUCUUUUUCCCUUCUGUACAAUUUUAUUAUUUUCCCUCCUCGAUGUUUUUAUUCCCUCCUCCACAAUUUUUUUAUUAUUUUCCUUCCUCAAUGUUUUUUAUUCCCCUCCACCACAAUUUUAAUAUUUUCCCUCAAUUUCAUUAUUUUCCCUCCUCAAUGUUAUUAUUCCCUCCUCUAGAAUUUUAUUAUUUUCCCUCCUCUUCCUCCCCCUCCUCCUCCUCCUCAUUUUGAUUGUUUUUCCUUUUCCUCCUCAUUUUGAUUGUUUUGAUAGGGUCGAUGUGGGGUCGAUGUGGGGUCGAUGUAGGGUCGAUGUGGGGUCGAUGUGGGAUCGAUGUGGGGUCGAUGUGGGGUCGAUGUCGAUGUUGUUUUCCCCCCUCCUCCUCCACAUUUUUAUUGUUUUCUCUCCGCCACCACCGCCACCACCACCACCGCCACAUUUCUACUGUUUCCCCUCCACCAUCACCACCACCGUAACAUUUCUAUUGUUUUCCCUCCUCCUCCUCCUCCUCCUCAUUUCUAUUGUUUUCCCUCCAAGUUUGGCCUUCUAGGCCUUUUAGGCCUGAUUUUGGCCUCUUUGGCCUUUCGAGGGAAAACAAUAGAAAUGAGGAGGAGGAGGAGGAGGGAAAACAAUAGAAAUGUUACGGUGGUGGUGGUGGUGGUGGAGGGGAAACAGUAGAAAUGUUGCGGUGGUGGUGGUGGCGGUGGUGGCGGAGAGAAAACAAUAAAAAUGUGGAGGAGGAGGGGGGAAAACAAUAACGAUCCAACAUCGACCCCACAUCGACCCUACAUCGACCCCACAUCGACCCCACAUCGACCCUAUCAAAACAAUCAAAAUGAGGAGUUGGAGGAGGGAAAACAAUAGAAGUGAGGAGGAGGAGGAGGGGGAGGAAGAGGAGGGAAAAUAAUAAAAUUCUAGAGGAGGGAAUAAUAACAUUGAGGAGGGAAAAUAAUGAAAUUGAGGGAAAAUAUUAAAAUUGUGGUGUAGGGGAAUAAAAAACAUUGAGGAAGGAAAAUAAUAAAAAAAUUGUGGAGGAGGGAAUAAAAACAUUGAGGAGGGAAAAUAAUGAAAUUGUACAGAAGGGAAAAAGAAAAAAUUGAGGAGGGAAAUAAAAUUGAAACAUUGUGCGCAGUGUAAAAAUAGCUAGUUUGUCUUUGCCCUCAUUAAUAUGCACGAUUUGCCCGCCAAAAGUCAGUGAACCGGAACUAGGACAAUCACAGCAGCAGCAAAUAGGACAAGAGCUAGUUUGUCUUUGCCCUCAUUAAUAUGCACGAUUUGCCCGCCAAAAGUCAGUGAACCGGAACUAGGACAAUCACAGCAGCAGGAAAUAGGACUUGCAUAAUUACAUUACGCCUCCGUGAUUUUAAGUCACAGACAAGUUUGACUUUACUCCUUAGACAGUGAGAUUCCACCGCAAGUUAAUGAGAUACCACAGCAUUUUAUUCAUGAGAUCAAGACAAAAGGUUAUGACGUCAUUGGUGUUAAUGUAUUCCUCCCCACCUUAAUGAGAAUCCUCCCCAAAAAAGGGGAGUAAAACAUCCCUCCUAUACUUCUUUCUGUUCUCUUCAAAACAAAUGCAUUCGAUGUGUGUUUUUAUAGUAGAGUCAUCCAAAGUUUUGUAUAAACUUCUUGAUAUUCUUAAAUUUGAUAACAUUGUUGAACUGAGUACAUCCAUACUUGCACUUAAGAUAUUUAACAAGUCUUCCAGUAUUCCUUCACUGUUUUAUGAUUCUCUCAGAGCAGCCCCCAACUUGCACAAGUAUAACACCAGAUACCCCUUUAAGGGCAAUUUUUAUCGACCAAAAGUAAGGGCAACACCGGCAAAUUUACCUUUGCAUAUUUAGCCUCUAAAUUAACGAGGAAACAGUACCAACAAACUUGAAACGGCUCUCUACUAACAGUUUUAAAAACGGCAUAAAAAUCAUCUUCUCAAAUGUCAGUCAUAGUUUCUUUUCUUCUGAAUUUCCAACUAAAAUUUACUGUGUAAUCAUAUCUAUUAUCGUUUUCUGGCUUAUCUGAAAGUUGUAAUUUUGAAUGUAAUAUUUCCAAUCCGUUUUCAUGACGCUUCUUGCCUUAUGAAUUAGCUUAAUCUUAAUUAUUAUUUUUUUCCUUCGUUCCUUUCUUUACUUGUAAAUAAGCAGCAGCCAAUUUGAAAGCUUUGCUACUUUGGCUGUUGCACACUGAUUCAAAAAUUAUCCAUAUAGUUUUUUUAAUUUUAAUUUCUAUCAUUUCGUUUUCUAUAGUUUUUUGUAUUCUCAGUUUUUUUCUUCUCCUUUGUACCUGAAUAGUGUGAAUAAAAAGAUUGUUGUUGUUGUGAAGGGUAAAACACUGAGGGGAAUAUAGAGAGAAUUAAGUGAGGCGCGUACUUGGUAUGCACAAUUUAGUAUAAAAUAUGUAUACCUCGAACUGUUAUAUGAACCUGGUUUCAAAAGUUUCCCUCCAUUAAAUCUUUGGAACUCACCAGUUGGUCGAGGUCAAGCGCCGUAACAAAGGUGGAGCGUUAAUUUAUGACUAACCAAAUUUGCGCCGCGGCGUUUAUUAAAUUAUUUCGGUAAAGGUGCGGCUUUUAUUCGAGAGCGGCGCUUAAUCGACCAUUUACGGUCUGAAUUAGGUGUGAUCGUGGUGUGCCAGGAUUCCAAGAACCUGUUGAUUAGUUUGCGCUACAUCUUGGCUCUCUAUGGCGUGACCUUUGCCAGAUAAGCCUCUGGUUUCGGCAUCCUUCGUGCAGUCUUUUUUAUUUAAUUUUGUGCCUACUUUUUGAAAUUAAUCAGUUAAUAAAGUCAGUUAAUAGAGAUGCGGUAACUGCCUUUGUCAAUGACCAAAGCGUUGUUGACAUGGACAUGGACAUGAUUUGAACAUAUGAUUUGGCCGUUGUUUUUGAAUUCCUUAUCCAGACGUAGUUAAUCGAUAAAAAUCGUUAUGGGAAAUCAAUCGACAUCAUCGAUAUUAAUCGAUUUAAUCCGCCGAUAAAUAUCGAUUGAUAUCGGAAAUCGAUAGAAAUCGAAGUCACAGAGAAAAUAAUUUAUCAAUUAUUAUCGAUUAACAAAAUCGAUAACAAUCGAUUAAAAAAUCAUCGAUUUCUAUCGGAAAAUCAUCGACAUCAACCGAACUUUUUUCUAUAUCGAUUUCUAUCGAUCGAUUGCGGAAAUCGAUAUUCAUCGAUGAUUGAUAUCGAUUACUAUCGAUACAUAUCGAUUAUCGGUUUAUCGACUAACUACGUCUGGAUUCCUUAUGUGUCCUUUUUCACUCGUAAUAAAUGAUCUGCCGGUCUCACCGAUAUAACUCCGUGAACAAUUGUCGCAAGGAAUUUUGUAAGCAAUGUCACGUUGUAAGGCUAAUGGGGGUCGUGACUUUGGAACCUGGAAUUUGUUCUUAAUAGCUUAUUAAGAACGGUGAUUUCAUACUUCUUAACACACCUUUGAAGUAGGGUAGACACGCGAAGAGUUGUGUGACAUAGAGGGUUCACCAAUCUUAAAAACAUCAUUCCAACUAACUCUUCGAGGAAAGGAACUGUGGAAGGUUGGGUUUUUUUUCGUCCGGACAUCAAAAAUAAAUUUUGAAGGGUAGCCGUUGGAUUGUAAGGCUGAGUAAACUUUAUCUACACUUAUUACGGAGAUUAUGGUAUCGUAGUCAUAAUUAAUUCUCAUCAAUGUGUUCUUAGCCGUUUAAUGCAACAAGAAUCAAUGCAUCAGCCAUUGGGGACCGAGUUAAGGUGUUAGAAAAACAGACUCAGAAUAUACCUGGAAAGGCUGGAUUUUAUGAAGAGUUUGAGGUGAGAGAGUCAAACUACUUCCUGACAGAACUCUGAAUUUUCACUUGUACUUUAUUUGAGUUGCGUUAUUAGCCCCACCCAAACCGUCUAAAAUGGGUGUUUUUAAACUAUCGCUAAUGUCAUCAUAUCACAAGGCUAUAACAUUACAUCCUUAUCUUUUAUUUUUGUCGUAUCCACCUUUCCAAUGACGAUAGAGACGUCAAAUUGCAUCUUAUCGUUUGCACGGGCCACUCGACUAAAAACGUUGAAACGAGAGCGAGUGAAAUAAUAGCCUCCUGGGACAGUUUUCCCGACAGUCCGAAAACUGGAACGUUUCAAAAGCAAACCAUCCAACCAGAAAUUCUAGUAACAAGAUUAAGUGCGAAAGAAAUGUCACAACUGUGGAUCCGCCUCGUAAUGUUUUCUUAAACUCGGUUAUAACUUUGAAAGGUUUGAACCCAGGAGUCAUUUCAAAAGUAGGUUGAGUUUGAUCGUGCGGGUGAACGUAGGCCUGAAUAGGACUGUUGUUGUUGACAGUGACUGACGUUUCGACUGAACCUGUGCGGUAGUCAUCUUCAGAGUCAAAGUGAGUUGUAUCACGUCAGUUGAUGGUAUUAUUUAACAAUUAAUGAAUGAGGCUGAGUAUUUUAUGAAGAAUUAUGGAGAUCUCGGAGGGUGUUAUCCGCCUCGGUCUACGGCCUCGACGGAUAACACCCUCCUCGAUCUCCAUAAUUCUUGAUAUGAUACGAAAGCCGAAUUCAAUAAUUGUUUUAUUAUUGGAUAAAAAACAUUUCAAAAAUAAGGCAGUCAAAUUUGUUCUGACACUUUCUUAAGAUUCUAAAACUUUGUGCGAUGUCUUCAGGCUCCAUAUCAUGCUGCUCUCUGAGGUGGUUUCCGAUUGCCGAUCCUUUGUGUUCUUCAAUUCGUUGGUGUAGGUGUCGGCACGUGUAGCCGACAUAACCUGCAUCACACAGGCUACACUGGAAAGAAUACACCACGCAUUGUUGACUCACAAGAGGCGGCUUGUCUUCCUUGACCUUAAUUUCAUCUUUGAUCUUCCUACUUGUGUAAACUGGGCUGAUGUCUGCGUUGAUCUUCCUACUCAGGUCAGCCAGCUGUUUACGUACUACGUUUGCUGAUUUCUGGUCUUUGAAGGGUAACACGAUUCUGAUUGGGGCUUCUCUUUUAUCAGCCACUUGGGUGUGUGAAUCCUCGGACACUUUGGAUUCAAUGAAUCCCAAUCAGAAUCGUGUUACCCUUCAAAGACCAGAAAUCAGCAAACGUAGUACGUAAACAGCUGGCUGACCUGAGUAGGAAGAUCAACGCAGACAUCAGCCCAGUUUACACAAGUAGGAAGAUCAAAGAUGAAAUUAAGGUCAAGGAAGACAAGCCGCCUCUUGUGAGUCAACAAUGCGUGGUGUAUUCUUUCCAGUGUAGCCUGUGUGAUGCAGGUUAUGUCGGCUACACGUGCCGACACCUACACCAACGAAUUGAAGAACACAAAGGAUCGGCAAUCGGAAACCACCUCAGAGAGCAGCAUGAUAUGGAGCCUGAAGACAUCGCACAAAGUUUUAGAAUCUUAAGAAAGUGUCAGAACAAAUUUGACUGUUUUAUUAUUCAUUCAAAAUAAUUCCUAGUUUAAAAACAUGGCCAAAACAUGCUUACCUCCAUCGAUCCAUCGAUGUUAUGUUCAUCUUCGAUAGUGCACGUUUAGGUUUGUCCAGCUCCGCAAAUAUUCUCCAAAUAGCAGAUGUCGCUCUUCGAGUUGUCUUCUUGCUGUUCUUGCCAUGUUUUUAGCUAUUUUUUCGCCUAGUUCUUACUCUUGGAACGAGUGAAACGUCCGCUAUUUUUUGUUUUCAGAACCAAAACAACUCAACCUCGUCCCCAGGUCUUCUCGGUUAACGGUGCCUUAACCUGCAUUUUUGACGUCAUUUCCUAAACACAAAAUUCUUCCAAAUUUGGUCAUCAGUAACUGGUUAUGGUGAAUUAUGCGUGUACUUUUAGCCAAUCAGAAUCGGGGAAAUAUUUUGAAUGAAUAAUAAACUCUGGUUAUUAAUCUGAUCGGGCAAUUACGUCGCGAUGUUAUUGGUCGUCUGUUAGUUAAGCGGUGAUGUUAUUGGCUAUGAAGACAGUGUGAAGACUGGUAAUCAGUAAUUGGUGCGUUUCGAUCCGUCUAUUGUCACAGUUAAACAGUCGUCUAUUUUUAGUCAAAUUGUCAGUUCUCCAGUCGUUCUCACGUAGUUAGUUUUGCUUGAUCUCGUCAAUAAGUCGUUUGUACGGCGCUGGUAGCUGUUUCCUACGAUUCAGUGACUUUUGUUCUAAGUUAGUAAACCAACUUUCUAAAGUAAGUUGUUGAUAGUAGUCUGAAGAAUACGAAUACAUGUCGCCGGGUUCCAGUGAAUUUGAUGUUUCGUCUGUAAGUGGUGUUCAGUUUAUCUUUUUGCCCGUACAGGUUCUUCAAAAACAAGAGUGUAAACAUCUUUACAGCAGAAAAGAAGGUGAAAGACCUGAAAACAAAGCCAAGAACAGAUUCAUAAACAUUUUGCCAUGUAAGUCACGUGUUUGUUUGAUGAGUUCCUCAGUCUUAAAGCAGCAGAACGUAAAAACGCCAUCCCCAAGGAGAAAAUUAAGGUAAUUCCCUUGGAAAAGGAUGUAGUAUUCAAUUUGUUUUUUUCAAAACUUGGCACAGUUAAUCAAUGUUGUGGAAUACGCGCCGCUUUCUGACGUUAAGCCGAACUGACCUAACUCAAUUUUUAAAAUACACUAUCCAAUAUUAUUACAUUUCACAUUAACAAAGAAAGAACAACAUUGAAAGUGGAUGUGAUCCUUGCAGUUAAAUGAACAACCUAAGUGGGUUAAAAAGCAACCUGAAAAAAUUCACUCUUGACAAGGAAUCGAGCCCUGACCUUUGCUAUGACUGCACGCAACGCUCUAUCCAAUUGAGCUAAUCAAGCCAACUGGUUAUCUUCUAACCGCAUAGGUUGUUUAUUUAACUAUCAGGAUCACAUCCACUUUCGUAUCUUUAUGCGUAGUUCACAAAUAUAAUUUCUUUCACAACAACAUUGUCUGGGGAAGGAGGUCUGUUAUUGUCAAGUGUAAAAUGGAUGUGUUUUGCAUACGAAAUUUAUGGGAUAUAACGCUCAAUUCAGGCAGAAAAUACUUGAUACAGUGUUUCUAUACUAAAGAAAUAACCGUAUUACACAGUUAUGCAACUUUUUAGCACUUUCAAAAGUAACCAAAAUGUCAAGGAAAAAUUUUUAACCCGGAGGCCUUCAAUUUGCGGCUCUACCCUUGGGCAGUGUUGUGAUUUCUGCUUUUGUUUUAUUCUUCUUUCACUCAGUUGAUCACAGUCGAGUUGUUUUGCUUGGUGGUGACCCAUACGUUGUUGGAUCAGAUUACAUCAAUGCGAAUUUUGUCGGGGUAAGCAACUGGUUGACUCUCGAUUGUUAUUCAUCACGAGAUUGUGUCAUGAAAAAGUUGAAUUUCUGAGCACUCUAAGAGUUCUUCUUUUCAUGUAAGAGUCCCUUCUUGGCCAUAAUGUAAUGUUGUAGGGCAAUAGUUGGGAUUCAGUUCUGAAGGUUAUUGGCUCGAGCAUUGGUUGUAACUGUUGUUUUGUUUUCUUUGAAAAGAGACUCUGUUUUGAUCUGGAGAGGGGAUACUCCAUUAGUUUUCGGUGGGGAAAGACGAAUGCUGCUGGGACUGUGGAGCCAUUUAUCUUAUACCAGACUAUGUUCAGCUUCAUUAUGCAACGCUAUUGUACUUGCGGAUAAAGAGGUGGUUCUCUCCUCCGCAGAGGCCCUUUUGUGUAGUAGGGAGGCUGGGGAGAAAGAAAAAGAGAGCGCGCGGGGCACGAUGGGAAGGGAAAGACCGCUCCCGCCUUUUCCCUCUUCCCAUCGUCCCCCGCGCGCUUCUAUUUUUCGAUUGUUGCUAUUUUUAUUGGGAAACCCAGCGGGAGCCUCUGCGGAGGAGAGAACAGGUGGAUAAAGUACUAUCCAGGGGGUAAAUCUUAAUGACAAAAUCAAUUGUUUUAUGUGAAUGUGAUGGUCCAGAGAGUAGCUAGCCUCCCCGCAGACGUCCUUUGGGGUUCAUUUGUCACGCAUUCAUUUCUAAUGCGUGACAAACGAACCCCAAAGGACGUCUGCGGGGAGGCUAGUGAGUAGGAGGUUUUGUAAAUGGUUAAGGUACAUGCGGGUAACAUAGUUUAACCCUGUUUCUGUGACUCAAAGGAUCUAGGAGUAUUUCUAUUGUCCACUACACUUGUAUACUAGAAGGGAUUUUGCCGCUAUCAUGUCAACAGUGCCAACAAAAAGUAUGGAGUGUAAAAAUACAGUGUGGCAAACUCUGGUGGGAAACAGUAACAUAGCUCUAACCAUGUGAUGUACUGCCACCCUUCCCAGGGAGACGUUAGGAUCCUUCGUCAUCGUCAUCAUCAUCUUCUCUUAGCUACAAGUGUAAUAAAAAGGGUUGCACGAAAAUCAGGAAAUGAUUCUUGUUUUGUUUCAUUUUCCUCAUUUCGAUGACUUUUAUGUUUUAAUAAGGAUUUAUCCCAGAAGGAACAUUAUGUGCUCAAUUUGAAUGCUUAACCCUUUAAGCCCUAAGAGUGAUCAGCAUGAAAUUUCUCCUUAUAAUGUCAAUGCUUUAGAAACCGAGUGGUCAUGAGAAUUGAGGACAUGGUCAGGAAAGAUGAAUCUAAUAGAUACUUCAACAAAUUGUCCACACUACUUCUCUUGAAAACGUAUAGGGACAACAAAUGAGAAUUUGAAUUUUGAUAUUAGGGUUAAAAGGGUCUAAAGGGUCAACUCACUUAAACGGCCUUGCAAGCCCUGCAAAAGUUAAAAUAAUAUUGAACAUAGAAUACGUUAUUGUUGACAGCAGCCUAGUGACAAGGAGGGAUUGUCAACGCGAUACAUUGCAGCUCAAGGCUGCCUUCAAAGAACUGUGGAAGAUUUCUGGAAAAUGGUGUUUCAGGAGAACAGUCGGAUCGUUGUCAUGACAACGAAGGAAGUAGAGAGAGGAAGGGUGAGUGGUCUGAGCAGUGGCGGAUCCAGGGGAGGGGCCCGGGGGGCCCGCCCCCUUAUUUUUAGCCCAAACUGAGGCCCGAAGGGAGACUACCCCCCCCCCCAUUAUCUCAGGGUCUAAAUGACCGCCCCCCUUAUCUGAAGGUCUGGAUCCGCCACUGCUGAGUGCAUUGCAACGAAAGUGUUAACCUCUGACAAUUAAUGAAUGAGGCUGAGUAUCUUAUGAAGAAUUAUGGAGAUCGAGGAGGGUGUUAUCCGUCGAGGCGGAUAACACCCUCCGAGAUCUCCAUAAUUCUUCAUAUGACACGAAAGCCGAAUUUAAUAAUUGUUUUACUAUUCAUUCAAAAUAAUUCCUAGUUUAAAAACAUAGCUAAAACCAGCUUACCUCCAUCGAUGUUAAGUUCAUCUUCGAUAGUGCACGUUUAGGGUUGUUCAGUUCGGCAAAUACUCUCCAAAUAGCAGUUGUCGCCCUUCGAGUAAUCUUCUUGGUGUUCUUGUCAUGUUUUUAGCUAUCAUUUCGCCUAGUUCUUACUCUUGAAACGAGUGAAAUUUCCGCCAUUUUUAAUGUUCACAACCAAAAUAACUCAACCUCGUCCUCAGGUCUUCUCGGUUAAAGAUGCAUUAACUUGCAAGGAAGCUGCACUUUUGACGUCAUCGGUUGAUUAAUCGCAAAAUUCUUCCAAGUUUGGUCAUCAGUAGCUGGUUAUGGUGAAUUAUGCGUGUGCUUUUAGCCAAUCAGAAUCAGGGAAAUAUUUUGAAUGAAUAAUAAAUAACGAAUGUCGCCAAGGCUUAAGCAAAAUUGGAAAUGGUCAAAGAAACUUUCCUUCAUUUUUUUUGUACACAGUUUGUAUUUGAAAUGAAACUACCCACUUUGGUAUUUGUUUGACUUCUUACUCAUGGAAGUUCUUUUUGACAAGGCUAAAAAGAAGACAUUUUUGAACAAAUUUGUUUCUCACUAGUACUCUAAUUUUGAUCCAUAUUGAACGAGGAUGUGAGUAUUUCACCGUUUGUUAAUCAUUUGAUCCUUAAAAAUCCAGAGGCACUCAAUAUACUGCGAAGAAAAAGUUAUUGUUCGCAAUUUUUGUUCGCCACUAUCUUUCUUUUAAAUGAUAUCAUUAGGGCGAUAUUGAGCAAGACCGCUAGUUUUUCCUAUAGAUUGUUUUUCCAGUUAGAUAUCAAGCAGAUUAACGAUUAUUACUCAUCAAAACAGGCAUCGUUUGGUAAACAGUUCUUCCAACGAAUUCGCAUACUUUUCCGACUUCGAUCAUUAAGAUCAUUUCUACCAAGGGCGUGAUGAAUACCAAGACGCAGUCUCAAAACUGAAUUCAUGCUGUGAAAAGCUAAAGAUUGUGCUUUGGGAUAGCCUAUUCACAGACCCUCUAUUUUCUCUUGAAAGUCCGUCGAGCACGCGAGAGAAAAAAAAAAAAAGAAGAAGGAUUUAUUGACCGCCAGCGCAAGGAGGUAGGGGUGGGGAAGAAGAAUUCUUUCUUUCGCUCGCUCGCCUCGCUCGCGUGCUCGCCUCGCUUGUGCGCUCGCCGAUGUUUUCCGAAAGAUCAAAAAGAAAAAUAAAACAACGUCUGGGUACAGGCUAACUUUGGGAUCGUGUAAAUCACGACUGUAAAGAUAUUAAAAACAGAUACGUUAGAUCACAGCGGUUACAGAAAGUGAUUACUUUUUUGCGACUUAAGAAGACAUAUCUCAAAAAGCGGGCAACACAGUGAACUGGAAUACACCAAACUGAAUCAAUUGUCUGUUGCAUAAGCUGCUAAAAUUACACAGCCUCCGCUAACAAAGACGCUAUAGCAAUGAGCAAAUAACCUACCUAUAGUACAAUUUUUAAGCGUAAAAUCUGCGAAAGAAAUCUCCCUCUCAAUAGAGCGAAAUGUAAAAGGUUUUACAAAGGUUUCACGCCGAUGAAGAUGUGUGGUCUGUCGUCACAGUGACAUCAUUACCAAAUUUCCUCUCCGCCAAUGAGCAUUUGCGUCUACUUUUUCGAUGCAGAAAUUCAAAUUCCGGAGACAUGACUGCAAGCUUUCUCUCCCCUUUUUUUCUCCCCCGCCUCCAGACUCCCCAAGAGAACUCUCCGCAGGCUAUAAAUUCACAUUCUUAUAAAAUUCAUUACGAGUAUUCCAACUUGCUCAGUCAAGUAAGUUUUCACGGAGUUGAAGCGUUUGGUUUAUAAGUAAUUACAAUACCCAAUUUAUACAAAAUGGCCUUCCUGUUGACCAGAGUAGGGUUUUCUUAGGAGCAACUUUCAUAUUAAAGGUAAACUCCAAAUCAACAGCUACACCAACCCAUUCAAUUGUGAUUGUGCGACUGAGUACAAUUUUGAUGUCUCCAUUUAUGAUGUUUAGAACAAGUGUAUACGUUACUGGCCUGACCCUGACACCACUAAAUAUGUUGGUCCAUUCCAAGUACGACACAUGAAGGAGACCGAGUACACUGAAUACACACUAAGAGAGUUUGAGUUGACGUCAAUAGAUGAUGUAAGUGGCACGUCAUUUAUAUGAAAGAUAUGCUACAAACCAUUAUAGUUCAUAGUUUAGUCCGGCAAACUAUGGUUAUGUACAUUUCAGCCAGGGUAAAUAAGCACGUUACAAGAAGAGGACCGACUACUCUCUCUGCUACUUAUCUUACUGAUGCCUUUCAAUCAGGUACUGUUGAAAAUAUACGUUUAUACUGCAAGGCAAAGAUUUUUCAGUCUGACUGAAGACUGAGAAGUUGGAGUCUAAAAUGCACUGCUCAUUGUGCGCGCAUGAAUUUAGUUUUAAGUUUGAUACAAGUAGGGGCAACAAAUAACGGAUUUAAUUUUCUAAUGAUCAGUUCACUAGUAGAAUCUAUGGGGGUGCACUUGACUUGGUUUGACUGUAAUGUAACAGAACUGACUUGUAGCAUGUCACGUUACAGCCUAUACCUCGUACAAUAUAUCAGUUCCAUUACACUGGCUGGCCAGAUCACGGUGUUCCAAAAGAUCCAAGUACUGUAUUACAUAUUGUUCAUGAAGUGAACUCAAGACAACAGUCCAUUCCAAUGGCGGGGCCAAUUAUUGUUCAUUGCAGGUAUGUGUUAAUGCCUCAGCAUAGCUGCCAAAUUCCCAGAUUUCAGAUCUGCGGAUAUUGGCAUCUCUUGACUUCAAACACCCUCUGUAACUUAACCUUUUAGUCAGUCUGGACAUCUUUAAUGAAAUGCAGUGCUUUAUGAAGUCUGUCAGACCUUUGUGUAGCCUGCGAAAACAUCCGUUUCUCCUCGCUCUUCGCCGCUGGGGACGUUACGUCCCCAGCGGCGAAGAGCGAGGAGAAACGGAUGUUUUCGCAGGCUAACCUUUGUGAUAUGUUUUUGUUAGCUUUUUUGGACUUGACCGUGCGCAAGGUUCAGUAGCACUCCUAUCAUUUUCAACGAAACGUCUUCUCAAUCAAGAGCCAUAAUGGCUCUUUUAUGAAUGUAUUCAUCCACAAUGAGUGAAUGAAUAAGACUGCGCACAGUCAGGGAGUUCCAUCAUAACCUGAAGCACCGUUGUUGUCAUGAUUGAUUUUUGCCGACCUUCAUAAACAAUCUCCUCCAGUAACUAUGGUCCUAAUGCACAAGAAAAAGUGAUAUUGAUCCAGCGGUUUUACGUAUGCGUAAAAUUAGGAACUGUUAAACCUUAACUAACCAGACACCCAUGGUCCCACUCAGUCGCCAGUGUCGAUGUAAGAGAAGCGGCUCCUUACAGUAUUUUCUCAGUUAAAAAUUUAUUGCCUUUGACGUUUAUUUUAAACUUAGCCCAUUAGCACUCGCCUCCAACCAAAGUGGCUCGGUUUCAAAUCCCGGAAGCCAUUAUGUGGCCGGGGUUGAGUUUGUUGUUGGUUCUCGAGGGGUUUUUCCUCCGGUUAUCCCCUUUACUAAAAACCACCGCUACGUGACUAUUAUAUUUUGUUGUUCUUAACUCAUAGUUUGUUUGCAAAUGUUUUUAUCUUCAAACUGAGAGGAAGUUUACAGAAGUCGCUUAAGAUAACAUUCAAAAUGAGAUGAAAAAAUCUUAAUUCAUCCAAUUUUUUUUGAACGAAAACACUUUGGAAAGAAUGAUUUGCACACGCCGUAGCUCACGCAGAUGGUAGCAACACCAACACUCACCUCAUUCCCUACUAUCUGUUAACAAAGUCAAACGUGAAAAUGAAGAAAUGAUCGUCGCAGUGAACGCAAUUUAUGCAAUUGCGUAAAGAAGCCUGAAAAAAAUUCAGCACCUCAACGGGGUUUGAACCCGUGACCUCGCGAUGCCGGUGCGAUGCUCUACCAACUGAGCUAUGAAGCCACUGACGUUGGGAGCAGGUCAGUUGUUGGUUCAUAUGUUCCCGUGAAAUAAAUGAGUGUUAAUGAUAUAUGAAAUAAAUCAUAUAUGAACAACGUCAGAGGCUUGAUAGCUCAGUUGGUAGAGCAUCGCACCGGUAUCGCGAGGUCACGGGUUCAAACCCCGUUGAAGUCCUGAAAUUUUUUCAGGCUUCUUUACGCAAUUGCAUAAAUUGCGUUCACUGCGGCGAUCAUUUCUUCAUUUUCAUUUCAUUUCGGCAGGUCAUAUAUGAUUUAUUUCAUAUAUCAUUAAAAGUCAAAAGUGUCUCUCAUUACAUUACUUUAUAGUCUGAAUUUCAUCCGAUUACUUCGAGUCGUUUUUACUCCCUCAGUGAAAAUAAAAAUAGUCUCCUCAUCGUUCCUACAUAGUAUAGUGGCCACUAUACUAUGUAGGAACGAUGAGGAGACUAUUUUUCCCAGUUUUUCCCGAAACUUCGUGUGCAUAUUAAGGAAAACAGCAACUCGAGGCAUGGUAAGUUUCAUCGAUUUUUAUGUCCAUUUUUUAGCAAAUUUCCAGACCUAAACUUCGCCCCAUAUGUUCUCUAUAUUUACUCAUGUUAUGUGAAACGCGUAAGUGACACAAAUAGUGAGCCUGGGUUACCUGUGGUUAUGCUUCCCCUAAUUUCUGUGUCUUCGCCUAUUCAAAAAACAUGAUAUCGAUGUCAGCAUUAGCGAUUUUCGAUAAACUUUGAAAGUUCACAGUUCGCUUUUAUACGUUUCUCGCCAUACAUACCUUUUUAUGGAGGUGUAAACUAAAGCCAUCAAAAAUAGUAACUUAAAAAAACGUAUAUCAAUCGAUGUAACUCGAAACUUCACACACGACAUACACGACUCGUAUGUUACGAAAGGUGCUCUGAAUAAGUACGCUGUAAAUGUGAGUAGGAGUUACAGUGUAAUAUAAGGUAAUAAGGUAUUAUAUAAGCUAAAUUAUUAAGGUUGUUUUAAGGUUUAAGGCACGUUUCCCUCGUUUCCAUCGUACAAACAAUGAAUUCGGCUCUCCCUUGGGUCGAAGCAAGGUAAGCCACGGACUUCAGGAUUUGUUUCACGGUCGUCUCGCCAGAGUUAGAGGAAGAUGAUAUGGGUGAAUCGCUGGCUUGUUUUCCGGGUAUUCCCGCAGCUGGCGUUUUCAAACUCCUCGAUAACAUUAUUUUACGAACUUAAUCAUUGACCACUUGGGAAAAUCAUGCUUGUCGUCAAAUGUGGUGACGGCCGAUCAAUACACGGAUUAGUGUGGAUAAACCUAACAGCUUUUUAUUAGUCUACUCAAACAAGCGCGCCAGACUGCAAUUGCUAAGAUGUCGGCAUUUUACACUUAUUUUUGGGUGUUUAUGCUUUAGCAUUCCGCUUCUGAUUAAAUAAUUUUCUUCGUGGGUUAUUUAUAACUUUCUUCUCUAGACCCGGGGUUUGCUCAGUGCCGGCCUGUAAUUGUGAAAAUAUGGUUAUGCAGUUUCGUUUUACAGAAAAUAUGAUAACAAAACUUUGGGACCUAGUGUAACCUAUAUAUUCAAAGCUCCAACUCGUUUAAAAAGAGCCAUUGUCCUUAAAACUUUGACCCUAAAACAAGCAGCCCUCAGGGUCACUUAUUCAAGGUCAAGUUAAAAGCACACUAGUGUAAGUGAGGGGAGAGAUUGUUAAUUUCAAUUUACUUGUAGUUUUAAGCUUGUGUGAUUUAUUUUGUUAUAAGUAAAGCAAAAAAAAACAAACCUUUACACUUUCUUCGAAUUUUUACAAAUUCUAUACGGGCACAUUUUUGUUUUCUGUUAUUGUUCUCUACGCACAAGUCGAAACUGUCUUUUAUUUUUUCAGUGCUGGAAUAGGAAGAACUGGAACAUUCAUUGUAAUAGAUACACUGGUCAGAAUAAUCAAAGAGCAAGGUAUUGUACUUCACAGCAUUGCAUGUCGAAGAAAAGAGAAAGACCCAGCAUUCUGCAUUCUGUCAGGAUGACAAACAUUGAAUAACCCUGAGUUCUACUUUUCCUUGUUACUGCAGCUCUUGAUUGUGAGAUUGAUAUUUCAAAGACCAUUCAGAGUUUAAGAGCACAGCGAUCUGGUAUGGUCCAAACUGAGGUAGGUUAGGGUCUGUAAAACAGUUCCUUUUGAUAUUUGUCUUGUAUAUGUGAUAUUGAAUCAGAGGAUGUAGCAUUCACCAAAUUCUUACUCCGAGUUUGCCGUUUGAUUAACUGUACGUACACAUGCUUACUGUAUGCGUGCAUCUUGUUCUGCAAACAGUUUUCAUUCGAGUGGUCAUACUGUUGUCCACAAACUCAAGAGUUUAACUUCCGGCACUGCUUCUCAACCUAAGCCACUCCGGGAGUGAGAGAGUUAAUUGUUUUCUGUCCUCAUUUUAGGCGCAGUAUGAGUUUAUCUACAAAGCUAUUCAACAUUAUGUUAGCACAGAAACAGCAAGGUUAAACAGUGACAGUGUAAGUACAGUGAAACCAGCAUUAUGCACACCAUGGUAGUGUCUGUUUAACAUAUGAGUCCACUAAAUACAGGCUUGUAUUUGUUGCCAGGCUCGGAACAAGUCCACAAAAUCCAACAAAGUUUUACUCCAUCUUACACGGUCAAUCGAUUACAAUUGCUCGAACGACCUACGCUCGCGGGGCAUUCCGUCAUGUGUUCCUUUUACCUUCUUUUAUUAUUUAUGGCCAUAUAGGAAACACUUGACAUUUCAUAUAUGAACCUAAGAAAUGCCUCUUCAUCACGAGUUCCUUGAUACCUCAGAAGUUGGAUCGCUCAAACGGUAUUCUGAAACCACUGGGGUGGUUUAACGGUAUAGUCCAAGCGAAUUUACUGAAUAAGUCUAACACCGUUAAUAUAUAUUUGAAUCCUCUGUUCCGUUUUGAAAGUUUAUCCAUGAAAACGGGAUCGGCACUCCAUAUUUCAUCAACACCAUUAGAAAUGACUCAUACGCUUAG
This is a messenger RNA of Porites lobata, 28508 nucleotides long. Lineage: Eukaryota; Metazoa; Cnidaria; Anthozoa; Scleractinia; Poritidae. The record is from the annotation of a GenBank genome assembly.